UGUUCAAAUGCAAGCGAGGCUUUGGAGAUCAAUUUUUGGGUUCUCGAGAUUUCAGAUUAUCAAUACAAGAGCAUCAAACUUCUCUACAGACCAUUCCUUUGGUUUCCCUUCACGGUCUUUUCUUGAUUCUGAAGCAAUCACAAGAGCUUUAAUAUGGUGCAGACAAACUCAGACUCUCGGCAAUGGAGAAGCACUUCAUUCCCGGAUGAUCAGGCUUGGAUUAUAUCGUUAUGUUUAUCUUUCAAACAACUUGAUAUCUAUGUACGCUGGCUUCAACCUUUAUGACGAUGCAGCAAAGUUGUUCGAUGAAAUGCCUCAAAGGAAUGUGGUAACGUGGACAGCUUUGAUAUCAUCAUAUUCUCUUGCGGGAAAUCCAGCUGAAGCUCUAAAAAUGUUUGUGGAAAUGUUGGAUGGCAGAUUGGAAGAGCCUAAUUGCUAUACUUUCUCUGUUGCCUUAAAAGCUUGUGCAAAGUUAGGGGAUCUUGACAUGGGGAAGUGGGUGCACAAACAAAUUCAAAAAUUUCAGUUGCAAUUUGAUACUGCGCUGAUAAAUGCAGUCAUUGAUAUGUAUGUUAAAUGUGGCAGUCUGGUAGAAGCUAGGAAAAUAUUUGAUAUGAAAAUUUCUCUCAAUUCUGCUUCAUGGAAUACCAUGAUUUGUGGUUAUUGUAAUGUGGGGGAAAUGAUUGAGGCAGAGAAUCUGUUUUGUGAAAUCUCCAUGCCUGAUGCUGUCUCAUUUAACACCUUGAUUAUGGGAUUUGCAAGUAUGGAGAAUCCUAAAGCAUUACAUUAUGUUACUUUGAUGCACAAACAUGGAUUUAAGCUUGAUUGCUUUACCCUACCUUGUGCUCUAAAGGCUUGUGGUAGCAUAAGUGAGAGUGGAAUGGGAAAACAACUCCAUAGCUACAUCAUUAGAUGUGGCUUAUGUAUGGUAUCAUCUCUCAUUAACAUGUAUGGAAAUUGUGGCCAUGUAGAUGCUGCAGUGAAGUUGUUUGAUGAGUGCUCUAAUUACAACUUGUCACUUGUUGACAGAUUGUCCCAUCUGAAUUCAAUGCUUUCUGCCUAUGCUAAUAAUGGAUACGACAGCUGUGUUCUAUAUCUGCUUUCAAAGAUUCAUAGUUCAGAAGUCGAGCUUGAUACAUUAUCCCUCUCGAGCGCUUUAAAGGCUUGUAUUAACUUGAACAUUAUCAGAGUUGGGCUUCAGGUGCAUGGGUUAAUAAUUAUCAAAGGAUACCAUGUAGAUCAUGUUGUCGGAAGUAUCCUAGUGGAUCUUUAUGCAAAAUGUGGACAAUUGGAAGAUGCCGUGAAGAUAUUUUUUGGGCUUCACAGAAAGGAUUUAGUUGCAUGGACUGGAUUGAUAACUUCGUGUGUUCAGAAAGGUAUGAACGAGUUUGCAUUGGCUGUAUUUAGGGAUAUGAUAAGUAUUCAAUGUGAAGUAGACCACUUCGUUGUCUCCAUUAUUUUAAAAGCUUGUGCAGCUCUAUCAUGGCUUCAAAGUGGUGAACAGCUCCAUGUUUUAUGCAUAAAGGGUGGGUUUGAAAUGGAGAGUGUUAUCGUUACUUCUCUCAUUGAUGUAUAUUCUAAGUGUGGUCACAUAGAAUAUGCUCUGAGAUUGUUUGAAGCUUCAACUAAGAAGGACAUAGUCUGUUGGACCGGAAUAAUUGUGGGUUGUGGGAAUAAUGGAAGAACUGAUGAAGCGUUUCAGCUCUUUAAUCUGAUGUUGGAGUCGGGGGAGCAGCCAAAUGAGAUUACAUUCCUGGGUGUUCUCUCUGCUUGUAGACAUGCUGGUUUAGUCAGCCAUGCAAAUAGUAUUUUUAAAGCCAUGGAACAGAAGCAUGGAUUAAAGCCGUUUUUAGAGCACUAUUGUUGCAUGAUAGAUAUAUAUUGCCGUGCUGGGUUGUUUGAUGAAGCUAUGCAGUUGAUUUCAGGAAUGCCUUAUGAGCCAGAUGAAAAAAUAUGGAAUUCCAUGCUAGGGGCAUCUGUGAUGCAUCAGAAUGUAUCCAUGGGUAGAUUUUCUUUGAGUAAUUUGCAGAAGUUUUCUAGAAAAGAUGCAUCAGGAUUUGUUUCUCUCUCAAAUGUUUAUGCUGGCCAUGAUCUUUGGGGCCGUUCAGCUGAGAUGAGGGAGGUCGCCAGAAGUUUAAGCUUGAAGGAACCUGGAAGAAGCUGGACUCAAGCAAGGAAUUAGGAGAAUUUAUUACGUGCUGAUUAUGUAUGUAAGUGGUCUACAUAUGGAUAACACGAAUACACUGCUGUGUAUUCAUCGUGUACUGGAAAAAGGAGUACACAACGAGUACAUCUUGUAAGGAGAAAUUAUUCAGUGCAGAGGCCGGAUGCGCCGUUAGAAGACCAAUCAGAAUGUGCCACGUCAGUGUUAUCGAGCUGCGUAUAGAGCAGUUCUGAGCCGUGGUACCAAGCACAGGGGUGUGUGUCUCAUUCUGGUUGGACUCUAGAUGGCAUUUGAUGUUCGCACAGAAUAAUUAAUUGCUUGUAAGACAGAUGGCUUUGUAUGUCAAGUUCCUUCAUCAACAUGUGAAUUUAUGGAAACAUUACUUUGUUUUUCCUUUUCAA
Messenger RNA from Dendrobium catenatum, 2565 nucleotides. RefSeq names its product pentatricopeptide repeat-containing protein At4g08210. The record is from RefSeq and is a predicted model, not a curated record. NCBI's taxonomy places the organism in Eukaryota, Viridiplantae, Streptophyta, Magnoliopsida, Asparagales, Orchidaceae. Gene Ontology annotation, molecular function: protein binding; RNA binding. The transcript is spliced from 2 exons. The coding region runs from base 8 to 2182 and encodes 724 amino acids. Gene Ontology annotation, biological process: RNA modification.